Messenger RNA from Parascedosporium putredinis, 6216 nucleotides. The record is from the annotation of a GenBank genome assembly. NCBI's taxonomy places the organism in Eukaryota, Fungi, Ascomycota, Sordariomycetes, Microascales, Microascaceae.
AUGGACUCAUCACGGGAAGAGUUCCAUGAACCGUCGAAGCAGGUCGCCAUCAUUGGCAUGGCGAUGCGACUUCCGGGACACAUAUAUAAUAGCGAAGAUCUCUGGACCUUUCUAUCUGGCAAGCAGAAUGGGCUUUGUGAAGUACCCGAGAACCGCUUCAACAUAGAUGGGUUUUAUGAUCCCUCCGGAGGCCCUGGGACGAUCCCCGUGAACAAGGCUCACUUCCUCCGAGACACAGAGCUGCAGCAAUUCGAUACCAACGUCUUUCCGAUUCCCAAGACAGAGCUGGAGCGUCUCGACCCGGGGCAGCGUCAACUACUACAGGUGGCUUUCGAAUGUUUAGAGAAUGCGGGCUUGUCCACAUGGCGCGGUAGUAGGAUGGGUUGUUACAUUGGAGAGUUUGGCGAAGACUGGACGGAUCUAUAUGCUCGGGAAACACAACAUCGGGGCGGCUACCGCUGCACGGGUCUUGGAGACUUUGCCCUGGCCAACAGACUUUCGUACGAGCUGGAUUUGCGCGGGCCAAGUAUGACGGUGAAAACCGCCUGUUCUUCCUCACUCGUGGGUCUCGACAUUGCGUGCAAGGCCAUCCAAAGCGGCGAAUGUGACAGUGCCUUGGUGGGCGGUGUUAGUCUAAUCAUGUCGCCCACCGUAUACAUCGCCCUCAAUGACCAAGGCGUGAUCUCGCCCAACGGCCAAUGUCGAACCUUUGAUGCCUCGGCAGACGGAUACGCACGAGGAGAGGCGGUGAACAUGAUACUAGUGAAAAGACUCGACCACGCUUUACGAGACAACGACCCUAUCCGCGCCAUCGUGCGUGGAACGGGUGUCAACACGGACGGCAGGACGAACGGGAUGCUUACCCCGAGCCCCACUGCACAGGCGACUUUGAUACGUCAAACAUACGCGGCUGCUGGUAUUCAAGAUUUAUCACAGACGGCCAUUGUUGAAUGCCACGGCACCGGAACUUCUGUCGGUGACCCGAUUGAGGCAGAAGCUAUUGGACAAUGCUUUGGCGAGAAGGGGGUUCUCAUCACCUCGGUUAAACCAAAUCUUGGGCACUCUGAGGCUGCCGCUGGCCUGACGAGUCUCAUCAAUCAACUCGACCGUAUGCUGUCUAAUGCUUACAAUGCAGACUCUCUCAAGGCGCAGAUCGACGUCUACCGUGAGUACACCGCACAUCGUCAACCCCAGCUCCGUGACUUGGCCUACACGCUAGCGAACAGGCGACAACACAAGCCCCAUCGCGCCUUUGUCGUGACAGAAGAUGUGUCUGUUUUUGAAGAUGGGGCCCAAUGGCCUGAGAUGGGCGCGGAGCUCCUCAACACCAAUGCCACGUUCCGGGCGACGAUCCGGAAAUUGGACAAAUACCUCCAGACAUUCCCGCAGCCAACGUCGCUGUGUAUUGAAGGUAAGGGUGACAGCCGUGUUCACAGUGCCGAAGUAGGCCACCCAGUAUGUGCCGCGUUGCAGAUCGCACUAGUCGACGUCCUUCGAUCUUGGGGCGUUGUCCCAGACAUCAUCAUAGGGCACUCGUCUGGUGAAAUCGCUGCUGCGUACGCUUCUGGCGCCAUCACAGCCGAGAACAGCCAGUGCAACGUCACCCUGUCUGGAGACACCGACGCGCUUGAGAGUGUAAUCGAGGCACUACAGGCUGAUCAGGUAUUCGUCCGUAAGCUGCGGGUCGAGAAAGCAUUCCACUCUCAUCAUAUGCGUGAGCACGGACACGGGUAUGAAAUUCAGCUCCAGUCCGUCGUUCGCAGCGUCGACCCCAACGCAGCAUUCUAUUCCACCGUCACUGGCGAACGUCUGACAGGGGAUGGAAACCUGGAGGCCCCGUAUUGGCGUGCCAAUGUAGAGAGCGCGGUUCUGUUCAACCCAGCACUUCGCUCCGCGCUUCGCGAUGAAACGGGCAAGGUGGUUUUGAUUGAAAUCGGGCCUCAUCCUGCGCUGGGCGGCCCGAUCGGCCAAAUCCUGCGGGAUAUUGGCCGCUCCGAUGUUCAUGUUGGCACGCUGAUCAGAGGCAAGAGCGGCCACCGGAGCCUUUUGAAUCUCGCCGGCAAGCUUUACCAGCAGUCCUUGCCGAUCGAUCUUUCCCUCAUCUGCCCGCCUGGGCAAAUCGUCAAAGACCUUCCGCGCUACUCCUGGAAACAGGACACGAGCCACUGGGAAGAACCCCGUGUUUCGCGUGCCUGGAGGCACCGCGAGAAUCCGCCCCACGAGCUUCUUGGGAGCAGAGUUUUGGAGAUUGCCAGCGAGCCCUGCUGGAGAAAGGUUCUUGCCCUUGAAGACGCACUCUGGCUGAUUGGCCACGAGGUGAAUGGCCAAGUCGUAUUCCCUGCCGCCGGAUACAUUGCCAUGGUCGGCGAAGCCCUCCGACAGUUGUCCAGCAUUGCGACAUAUAGCCUUAGGAACGUCCACAUUGUCUCGGCAAUGGUGCUAGAGAUGGGCAAGGCUACCGAAAUUGUCACCAGUCUGAAACCUUCGAGGACGGACACAUCAGACAGCUCGCUCUGGUAUGACUUUACCAUAACGUCGUAUAACGGAACAGCAUGGAUCACCAACUGUCACGGCGAGGCCAGGUCAUCAGUUGACAACUCAUUCUGCACUGACAUCAUUUCGCCCGCUGCCUCUUUCCCACGAAAGGUGGACGAGAAGAAUUGGUACGAAGUUCUCAGGCGAAUCGGAUUCAACUACACCGGACUGUUUGAAGGCAUCACCUCCGUGUCGGCCUCGACCAUCUCCAGGGAAGCACAGGCCAGCGUGGCGGCGCAAAUCAAAGCGGCCUCUGCGAAGGAGUCAAGAUGCUCCAUAGAUGGUCAUCUCCCCACCGUGCUUGAUUUGCAGGUCAUGGCCAAGAUCAAUAGCCUGGAGGAGCUCGGGUCCUGGACCGGAGACCUCGUCGCCCGUGGCGCAGACACGCCCGCGGUUAGCCUAAAGGGAAUGAAGACCAGCGUCCUCACAAUGAACUCGGCUGGGGGCCAAGAUCCCUUGAUCACGCAGCUCGAAUGGAUGCCCCAUAGCGAUUUUGUCGACAUCGGGACCGGCUUGCACCCGCGCGCACCACGACUCAGGGAGUGGCCUCUGCUCGAGGAACUCAUCACCCUGUGCAGCUACGACCACCUCGAUCAAAUCAAGGUGGCCGAGAGCACCCCGGAGCACCUUCUCAAGUUCUUGGACUGGAUGCGACUUCACACGGAGCGGUACGAGGCCGGCGCCAACGUUUUGAUUUCCAAAGACCUUGGUCUGGGGACUUUGAACCACGAGCAGCGAGUUGCCCGAAUCGACGCCACGUUGACGGAGCUUUCGGGUCUUCUGGACGGCGUAUUUGCCACGGCGACGCACCCUCUGCACGUCCUCCUACCGGAUAACGUGCUUAGCAGAAUCUAUGAUGCCGCGUCCCUCGACUGUGUUGAUGCGAUUCGCCUGAUAGCGAACACAAACCCCCACUUGCGGGUUCUAGAGGUCGGCGCAGGUACAGGCGGUACAACAUCCAAGGUCCUUCAAGCCCUGACAUCUCCUUACGGAGAGCGUAUGUACAGCCUUUACUCCUAUACCGAUGUCUCGGCGGGUUUCAUGACGGCAGCGAAAGAGAGAUUCGCAGGCUUUGAAAACAUUGAGUACGGCGUCUUGGACGUUUCCAAAGAUCCUUCCGAGCAAGGAUUUCAGCUCGACAGCUACGACCUGAUCAUUGGUGCCAAUGUUCUUCACGCCACCCCGUCGCUGAACGUCACUCUUCGCAACGUGCACAGUCUGCUUAAGCCUGAUGGGCGCCUGUUUUUGGAAGAAGUCUGCCCGGAUUCCAUGUUUAUCAGUUACAUCAUGGGUUACUUUUCGGGCUGGUGGCUUGGGGCCGACGACAACCGUGUCGAGAAGCCAUGGCGCCGGUAUCAUCGUCUCGCGCAGCCCCGGACGGCCACGCCGCCGAGCGUGGCGAUUCUGUGCCAUACACCAGACGGGCCCUAUGUCGCCGAGCUCUGUCGACAUCUCGUGGAUCGGGAGAUCACUUUUACCAUCUGCCUCUUUGGUCAGGCGCUGCCCGCGUGCGAUACGAUUUCGCUCCUCGAUCUUCAGGAACCUACACUCCACGACAUGUCCGAGGAAACCUUUAAAACCAUAGCUUCCUACAUGCAAUCGCUCAAAGAAAACAUCGUUUGGGCAACGCGAGCCUCGCAGGUAGACUGCGAGGAUCCUAGGGCGGCCAUGAUACUUGGGCUGGCGAGAACAGUUCGCAACGAGAAUUCCGCGCAGCUGUUCACCGUCGAACUUGAUUACGCAACGACGCCAGAAACUGCCGUGAAAAGCAUCACUGACAUACUAUGCAGAGCUCAAACGCACUGCGUGACCUCCGAGUCCAUGGAUCCUGACUACGACCCUAGCCAAAUGGGCUUUGAAGGUAGCGGUAUCGUCCGGGCGGUAGGGCCCGGAGUCCAGCGCUUCUCCGUCGGCGAUCGUGUCAUGUAUAUGGGAGGAGGCUGCUUCGCAACCCAUAUCACGCUAUCGGAAACUUUGUGCGUCCAAAUGGACAGCUCCAUGAGCUUCGUCCAAGGCGCUACGAUGCCGUGCGUUUACGCGACCGCUCUCAUGGCACUUGUUGACACGGCGAAUCUGCAAAAGGGGCAGUCUAUUCUCAUCCACGCGGCUUGCGGUGGUGUCGGCCUUGCGGCAAUCCAAAUCGCGCAGAUGAUCGGUGCAAAGAUAUACUGCACGGUCGGAAGCGAGACCAAGCGAAAUCACCUUAUCGACAACUGUUCCAUCGAGCCGAGUCAUAUAUUCAAUUCGCGUGACUCGCGCUUCCUCCCCGAAAUCUUGCGGAUAACAGAUAAUGUUGGCGUGGACGUGGUGCUCAACUCGUUGUCAGGCGAUCUCCUACAGGCCUCGUGGAAGUGUGUCGCCGAGUUUGGCAUCAUGAUCGAGAUUGGAAAGCGAGACUUCCAGCGACGAGCCAAGCUCGCUAUGGAGACAUUCGAAGCGAACCGGGCUUUUGUCGGCCUGGACCUUGGCGGACUGUGCCAAUCCCGCCCGGAAAGGGCUGCUACUUUGCUGAAUCGCUGCGUGGAGUUGGUUCGCUCCAACAGCGUCAGCUGUCUGCCCAUCUCUGACAAAUUCCCGGCUGCCGAUAUCCAGUCCGCCUACAGGACUAUGCAAGCAGCGAAGCACAUUGGCAAGAUCGUCAUCGAAAUGCCGGAUGACCCACUGGAUCUGGAUCUAGACCAAGGAGCCGAGUCAGCCAGUGAGCCGCUGGCAUCCACCCCAACGCCAACCUUCCGCCCCGACCGCAGCUACCUGCUUGUGGGCGGCUUAGGUGGUCUAGGGCAGCUCAUCGCCACAUACAUGGUCGAAAACGGUGCUAGAUGCUUGGUAUUCCUCUCCAGAUCCGCACAAGAGGGACCCAAAACCCAAGGCUUUGUGGAGGAGCUGCGCUCCCAGGGUUGCCAGGUGCUGUUCGUUCCCGGCAGCGUUGACGUGAUGAGCGAUGUGCAACGAGCGGUAGACGCCGCUACUGCCAUUCAACCCAUCGCGGGAGUGAUCAACCUCUCCAUGGUGUUGAAGGACGUUGUGUUUUCCGAGAUGGCGUUCUCGGACUGGACAACUGUGGUAGAUCCCAAGGUCAAGGGAACAUGGAACCUGCAUCACGCAACUGCCUCGUCGCCCUUGGACUUCUUCCUCUUGUUCUCGUCGCAGAAUGGCCAGAUCGGCCUGCGCGGCCAGGCCAAUUACGCAGCGGCCAAUACAUUCCUCGACGCCUUUGUGCAAUAUCGACAUCGCAACGGACUCCCAUCAUCUGUCAUCGAUAUCGGUGUGAUGGGGAGUGUCGGAUUCGUGGCAAGAAAUCAGAAUAUCCUCAAGAGCUUGGAAAAAACCGGCAUGUAUAUCCUGCAAGAGCAGAAUCUGCUCGACGCCAUUACCCUGGCCCUCGAAAAGUCCCGGCCUGCGCAACCAUCAAGGGAUAAGAAGCUUCAUCGAAGCGUUGGCCAAGUGGGCCUUGGGCUCAACACCACCACGCCGAUAUCGUCCCCCUCGACCCGGGUUUCCUGGAAGGUCGACAGGCGCAUGGCCAUUUACCACAAUCUUGAAAACUCGACCGAGGCCUCUAGCAUCGGCAACUCGUCUCAGCAAAGCUCGCUCAAAAGCCUUUUGGCGGCUGAGCAGUCGGAAGAGGCCAUUACCAGUCUCAUCGCCAAACACCUCGCUGCGGCGCUUGCCAAAUUCUGA